AUGGAACCAGUAGGCCUUGCAGUCGGAAUCUUAGGACUGGCUGGUCUCUUCAAUACCUGCUUGGACGUCCUCGAAAAGUUUGACUCGUGGAGGGACUUCGGAAGUGAGUCUCGUUCUCUAGCGGCUCAAUUUAAAGUUCACAAACUUCGCCUCGAAAAAUGGGGCCAGGCAGUCGGUUUCGAACAAAGGGAUUUAUCGGAUGGGCACGACAAGCUUCUUGAUGAUCCGCGAACCUUAUCGAUAGUCGAAGAACUCCUUUCAGCCAUAAGAGACAUUUGCGGCUAUGACGAUGAUAAUUUUCCAAUGACCGUGUCAGGAGGAGACAAGAGACCCAUCAAAGGCCAACUGCUCAAUAGCCAUUCCCAUCCACACACCUCCCUCGAAUCCAAAAGACAAAAACUCAGUUGGGCGUUGAGGGAUAAAGCGAAACGACUCGCGCAAGUUGAGCAAUUUUCAGUACUUGUGGAGAACCUUCAUAACUUGAUUCCUAUCCGCCGAGAACGAGGUGCGGUCUCAAGAUACGCAGCAUCCACUAGCCGCGAUGACUCUUCUACGUGGCCCGAUGAUAACUUCAUAGGCCAGGGAGCUUGGGCCACGCAAUUCGGUCACAUUCUGAGUAGGAUUGAGAGCGAAAUUGAGGCCGAAACAAGGCGAGAUCUACAGACAUGGAUUAUGGGUAGCCACCCUCCCGACGAGCUCUACGAAAUAUAUGUCGAAAGGAGGAUAGAACAGACCUGUGAAUGGGUGUUAAACCGGCCCUGGUUUCUGGACUGGUCCUCAUCCGAUUUUCCAGCAGGUGUCAAAAGCCUUUGGAUCAAUGCCCCCGCGGGAUUUGGGAAGUCUAUCCUGUGUGCGAGAGUCGUUGAGCAUCUAUCUUCUGUGCUGGAGACGCCUAUUGUCCAUUUCUUUUGUUCGUCCGAUUUUAAAAGCACAGAAGAUCUCUUCAUAGUGGUAAGGUCAUGGCUAUCUCAAAUGAUGUCUCACCCAACCGCAUUUGCGUUGGUCCGCGAGGCGUGGGUAGUCCAACAGGGACAGAGAGCGAGACGCGGGGAUGUCAUUAAGCUUCUGCGAGAAAUCUGCAUAGCCAUACCCGGUUGCACCUUUAUCCUGGAUGGGUUGGAUGAGUGCAGUUGGCUUAAAGACACUCAGAAGGCUGGUGAUAACGACUCAAUCGCCGGCUUUAUGAAUGCAUUGAGACAGGCUACUACAGAUACAGCCGCGCGAAUCAUGAUCGUUAGCCGCGAUGAACCGGAGAUCCGAACUUGUCUUUCCAACGAUGUCUACGGCGCCCCUUUUUUUGAACACAAGAUAACGCCCGAGGAUGUUCGCUCUGAUGUUGUGUCAUAUUCUCGAAGCAUUGUCCAAAAAAAGCUGCCGAAAAAGACAGACACAGCAAAAGAGGAUAUCAGUCGGAAACUCGCUGAGCGCUGUAACGGACAGUUCCUGUGGAUUAAGAUGCAGGAGGACUCCUUACGCAGUGGGAAAAACCAGAAGCAGCUGGAGCAAGCAAUCAAUACCACACCAAGUGGGAUUGAUCAAAUCUACGAACGAAACUGGAUAAAAAUGUCACAGCUCCCCGAAGAAGGUCGAGACCGAGCCUUUUCCUUGCUACGCUGGACAGCCUUUGCCCUACGACCGCUAACAGUCAGUGAGAUAACGGAAGCCCUGUUAAUCAGUGAACACUGUGAUGACCUCCGAUUGGACGAGCUACCAGACACUAUUGAUGUGGAGUACGUUGAGACCGAAAUAUUAUAUUACUGCGGAUCACUCCUCGAAGUUCGGCGCCCUCAAGCAGAAUGUUCUGCUGGAUUGUGGACGGUACAUUUGGCACAUUUCUCCGUCAAACAGUAUCUGCUCUACAACAUCCAAACCCAAGGGAGAACUUUGCAGCUCAACAGAGCCUUAGCCCAUUGUACAGAAGCAAUUGAAAGCACCUUACUCGCUAAAAUGUGUCUCCGCUACGUGACCUGUCCAAGGGUCUGGCGAGAUAAAAAUCCUGUGGAAAAUGACCGGGUCCUUGGCUAUUUCUUGGAUUACGCUGUGAGAUCUUGGCAAAAACAUAUCUCUGUUGGCAACUCAAGGGAUGCCGAGGCGGUGGAACUCGUGAAUCAGCUCUUCGAUAUAAGGAGGUCACAUUGGAUUUCGUGGAAAGAAUGGUUCGAUUUGAAUGAUGAGGAAGGAGGGAACCAGUCAAAACUUGAAGAAAGCUCAGUCAGCUCAUUGUAUUAUGCAGCAUGGCUUGGUUUAACUGACGCUGUAAAAUUCUUGAUCCAUGACCGUAAGCAUAGCACCAACGAGAAAGGCAAUUUCGGACGGACACCGUUGGUUGCAGCCUGCGGGAGGGGGAACUUAAGGGUUGCAGAAAUACUUCUUGAUCAUGGGGCACAUGUCACAACUUUGGACAAUGAGGGGCGCUCACCAAUAUAUCUGGCGUCCCGAGAGGGCCAUUUUGAUAUCGUUAAGCUGCUUUUGCAACGAGGGGCGGAUAUUGCAGUUACGAACAAAAACGGCUGGUCGCCAGUGAAUGCGGCCUCAUCAAACGGCCAUCUCGAGGUUGUCAAUCUCCUCCUCAAGAAUGGUGCAGAUAUCAAAGUUGCGACUAUUGACGGUUGGACGCCCGUGAAUACGGCCUCAGUUGAGGGCCAUCUCGAGGUCGUCAAGCUCCUCCUCGAGAACGGUGCAGACAUCAAAGUUGCAACUAAUGACGGCUGGACGCCAGUGAAUAUAGCCUCAUCAAAGGGCCAUCUCGAGAUCGCCAAGCUCCUCCUCGAGAACGGUGCAGACAUCAAAGUUGCAACUAAUGACGGCUGGACGCCAGUGAAUAUAGCCUCAUCAAAGGGCCAUCUCGAGGUCGUCAAGCUCCUCCUCGAGAACGGUGCAGACAUCGAAGUUGCGACUAAUAAUGGCUGGACGCCAGUGAAUAUAGCCUCAUCAAAGGGCCAUCUCGAGAUCGUUAAGCUACUCCUUGAAAAGAGGGCCGAUAUCACAGUUAUGAAUAGUGACAGAACAACGCCUCUUUAUAACGCCUCACUUAACGGCCACCUCGGCGUGGUUAAGCUACUCCUCGAAAACGGGGCAGAUGUCACAGUUACAGAUAAAAACGGCUGGACGGCCGUAAAUACGGCGUCAGACGAGGGUCAUCUCGAUGUCGUGAAAUUCCUUCUCGAAAACAGUGCAGACAUCGAAGUUGCGACUAACGACGGCUGGACGCCCGUGAAUGCGGCCUCAUCAAACGGCCAUCUCGAGGUAGUCAAGCUACUUCUCCAGAACGGUGCAGAUAUCAAAGUUACGACUAACGACGGCUGGACGCCCGUAAAUACGGCCUUAUUAAACGGCCACCUCGAGGUGUUUAAGCUCCUUCUCGACAACGGUGCAGACAUCGGAGCUAUGACCAGUGAUGGCUGGACGCUAGUGAAUACGGCUUCAUCAAAAGGCUAUCUCGAGGUUGUUAAACUUCUUCUCGAGAACUGUGCAGACAUCAAUGUUGCAACUAACAACGGUUGGACGCCAGUGAAUACGGCCUCGUCCAACGGCCAUCUCGAGGUGGUCAAGCUCCUUCUCGAUAACGGUGCGGAUAUCAAAGUUGCGACUAAUGAAGGCUGGACGCCCGUAAAUACGGCCUCAUUAAAGGGCCAUCUCGAGGUUAUGAAGCUACUUCUCCAAAACGGCGCAGACAUCAAAGUUGCAAAUAACAACGGCUUAACGCCCGUGAAUACGGCCUCAUCACACGGCUAUCUCGAGGUAGUCAAGCUCCUUCUGGAGAACGGUGCAGACAUCAAAGUUGCAACUAACGACGGCUGGACGCCAGUGAAUAUGGCCUCAUUCAAGGGUCAUCUCGAGGUCGUGAAACUCCUUCUCGAGAACGGUGCAGACAUCGGAGUUGUGACUAACGACGGCUGGACGCCUCUACAUUCAUCUUCGAUGAACGGACAUGACGACAUAGUCCGACUGCUUCUUCGAUAUUUAGUUGACCUUGAUGUUCGUGAUAAAUGCGACCGCACGCCACUUUUCCAUGCUGCUGCUAGAGGGCAACUUGGAGCGGUACAAUUACUGCUUUUGCAGAAUGCCGAUAUUAAUGCUCAUGACUGCUACCACUCGACACCGCUAUUCGCGGCAGUGAGAAAUGGACAUGAGGUGGUGGUUGAGCGUUUGAUUGCGUUAACUGAACUCCAGAUCGACUUUCAAGAUGCUUUGGGCCGGACUUUGUUUUGGUGGGCGACAAGAGGGGGGCGCACUAAGAUCAUUGAGCUCAUUCGUCAAUGUGCUCAGAAACAAGGUGUCGAGAUCCUUGAAAGUGGUCUCGAUAUGAAACGUUCUUUAAUAAAUGCCGAUCAUGGUUCUCGGUGGUGUGAUGUCUGCACUCGAUAUGUUAUGAUUGGCAGCUCCUAUUACCGUUGUAAGGGCUGCCAUGAUUUUGACAUUUGUCUAGAGUGUUUUGAGACGGGCGUCCGAUGCCAGAAUUCUUCUCACGAAUGGGACUUCCACCAACUGAGUGGUACUAGAAACGGAUGA
Molecule: messenger RNA, 4512 nt
Organism: Penicillium nucicola
Lineage: Eukaryota; Fungi; Ascomycota; Eurotiomycetes; Eurotiales; Aspergillaceae
Exons: 3
Coding region: 1-4512 (1503 amino acids)
Cellular component (GO): nucleus; cytoplasm
Molecular function (GO): protein binding; zinc ion binding
Source: RefSeq, a predicted model, not a curated record